CAAUUAUUCCCGAAAAGUGCGGUCUAUUUGAAUCACGAGUCGUCCCAUUUGUUCGGAUUUGAUCACUUCCAUUUUCCUUCAUGACUGUCGUUUGCAAUAACUGCCGCUUUGACGGCAAUGCCAAAGAGGCUGCGUUCUGCUCCCGCUGCGGUGGACCUUUGAGCGGUGCCAACGCGACUCCAUCGUACGCCCCGCAGCCAACGCCGCCGCAGCAAGGAUACCCGGGACAAGGCCCGCCGCAGUACGCGAAUGGUGGGCAACAACAACAUCAACAUCCCCAUGUCGUCCAUGCUGUGCCAGUUGUGCAACAACCUCAGUACGUAGUUGUCCAGGCGCAGCCCCAAGUCCUCGCCAGUGCCGAAUUCAUCGUCGUGCCUGGCCAAGUGAUCACGGCGUCGGGCCACUGCGCCCAUGCUGUCCAAACGAAUGAGUUUACGUGUCCGGGAGUGCUCUUGGGUAUUCUCUUCUUCCCUAUCGGCAUUCUAUGCUGCCUCUUGCUCACGGAACGUCGCUGUGUGCAUUGCGGUGCCAUCCUCAACUAAACCCAAUAACGUCGAGCUUCGUCUAAUCCA
Messenger RNA from Aphanomyces astaci, 572 nucleotides. RefSeq lists its product as hypothetical. The record is from RefSeq and is a predicted model, not a curated record. Bases 81 to 542 code for a protein of 153 amino acids. NCBI's taxonomy places the organism in Eukaryota, Oomycota, Saprolegniomycetes, Saprolegniales, Verrucalvaceae. The transcript has 2 exons.